Eruca vesicaria subsp. sativa (arugula) is the source of this 306-nucleotide messenger RNA. The record is from the annotation of a GenBank genome assembly. NCBI's taxonomy places the organism in Eukaryota, Viridiplantae, Streptophyta, Magnoliopsida, Brassicales, Brassicaceae.
AUGCCCAUUGAUUCACGUACUGUGGAAGAGGAGGACCGAAAUCCUUGUGCCAAUGGGGGCGAUUCAGAUGUCAAUGUUAAAGGAGCUAAGCAUAACAAGAAGAGAAAAGAAAAGAUGGAGCAUUGCAAGACUGAUGGUGAUGAUUAUGGUGUUGAUGAGUAUAAUGAGAAGAAAAAAGGAAAGAUGAUAGAAUACAAUAUCGAUGGAGAUGUUGAUGUUGAUGUUGCUGACACCAUCUUCUCUGAAGAAGAAAACAGAGAAAAUUUCGAACAAGUUUGCUUCAUGUUUCUAGUAAUACGCAUUUAG